CCGGGGAAGCAUGGCCGCGGGAGCAAGAGAGCUGACUUGGUACGUUUCUUCUGACUGAUACACCACUUUGUCCCCCCCCCCCGCCCCUUUACUGUCGACCGUGCUCUGGCUAUCCGUCAGGUGACGAACAGGUCUACGUUAGCGGCUCGACGAGGACAGAAUAUUAUUUAUUCGCAGACCGAAGACGCUUUUCCUCCACGCAGCGUGCGGACAGCUGCGGGUUCCCUCCAGCCCUCGCUCAGUACCGCCGCGGAGUCUUCAGACGAGCCCCGCGACCACGAACCCCACACCGGGAGAGUUUUUAAAAGAGUGCCGCGACGACAGCCGCGGGAGUCAGCGAGGUGGUUGUUUUUGGGGGUACGGUUGUUUUUUCCCCCUUACUCUCUGUUGGAAGACGUUUAUUUUGGUUCGGAGUGACACAGGUUGUCACUUCUCGGGGCAAUUUGGCUCCCGAGUUUCAGAAAGUGUCGUAGCGCGCAGUUGGAGAGACUGGGGAUAAGAUUGCUGCAAGCGGGUGUUCCCGCAUCUCGCGCUCCGUUAAUAGCGCGUUUUACUUUGUCUUUUUUUUCUCAAGAAAACCCAUCUUCAAGAUACUACCCUCACUCAUGCCUAUUUUUACAUAUCAGCGAUUUCAAGAGAUGCGUCCAUUUUUUCUACGCGGAUAGAGUCGAGCGCCGAGUCAAGAGCCACGCAGAAGAGGACAUCGCAGAACCGCGCCGCUUCUCACCAGACUUAUCAGCGCAAAGUUGGCCUCACGCCGCAAGUAAUGGACUAAACGCUCACCCUGCGUGGCGUCUUUUACAGGUGAUAAACCUCCUCACCGUGCGUCACCCCUUUGACCAAAAUCAAAGGCAGCGCCCAGAAGGACUUUAAAGCUCCUCCAAGUUUUGGAGAGCGAUGUUGCAGGUGGAGAUGUUCCUGCUCCUGUUCCUCUUCAUUCGGAUGUGCGUGUACGCUCAGGACCCGGCGUCCAAGGUGGUGACCGACCGGUAUGCCGUCUUCUGGAACCGCACCAAUCCCAGGUUCUACCGCGGGGACUACCACAUCGACGUGUGCAUCAACGACUACCUGGACGUGUACUGCCCGCACUACGUGGGGCCGGUGUCUGACGACCGAGCCGAGCGCUACAUCCUCUACAUGGUCAACUACGACGGCUACAGCUCCUGCGACCACACCGCCAAGGGCUUCAAGCGCUGGGAGUGCAACCGGCCACUCUCCCCCAACGGGCCGCUCAAGUUCUCCGAGAAGUUCCAGCUCUUCACCCCCUUCUCCCUGGGCUUCGAGUUCCGCCCCGGCAGAGAAUACUACUACAUCUCCUCUACUGUUGACGAGCGUGGAAAGAAAAGUUGCCUGCGACUGAAAGUGUUCGUCAGACCUGCAAACAAUUGUGUGAAAAGCCCUGGCAACGCGCAGGAAGGCGUCGAUUUUGAUGAGCGCAGCCACAAUUCCCUGGAGCCGCGAGACGACACCAGCCACGAGGCGGCCGAGCCCUCCCGCGGGGACGUCAGCUCGGCCGGGCGGAGCUUCAACUCCCAGUGCCUGCUCAGCUGCUCCCUCCUCUUCCUCCUGCUCCUCUUCGUCCCAGGGGGGACCCCUCUGUCUUUAUAGCGUCGAGCACGUC
Messenger RNA from Gadus chalcogrammus (walleye pollock), 1621 nucleotides. RefSeq names its product ephrin-A5b-like. Bases 898 to 1608 code for a protein of 236 amino acids. NCBI's taxonomy places the organism in Eukaryota, Metazoa, Chordata, Actinopteri, Gadiformes, Gadidae. The transcript has 5 exons. The record is from RefSeq and is a predicted model, not a curated record. Gene Ontology annotation, cellular component: external side of plasma membrane; plasma membrane. Gene Ontology annotation, molecular function: ephrin receptor binding. Gene Ontology annotation, biological process: ephrin receptor signaling pathway; regulation of cell-cell adhesion; regulation of actin cytoskeleton organization.